Molecule: messenger RNA, 726 nt
Organism: Fusarium keratoplasticum
Lineage: Eukaryota; Fungi; Ascomycota; Sordariomycetes; Hypocreales; Nectriaceae
Exons: 1
Coding region: 1-726 (241 amino acids)
Source: RefSeq, a predicted model, not a curated record
AUGAGCUUCCCUCAAAACAAUGACAUCACUCUCCCAGUCGAGUCACAACUCGGCAACCCUACCCUUCAAGUCGACUUUUCAUGGAAGAAGCUCAAGGCUUUGGUCUCACAAAAGGACAAGUCUGGAGAGUCUGUGCCUCGAUAUGUCAUCGACUACAACACCUUGAGGUCGCCCCAUUUGGUUUUCCACCCUGCUGAGGACAAGUCUGCCAUUAUCGGAUCCGGCACCCUCCACCCGGUCUCGAUCCAUGCCGACUAUGUACUCCGUGGUCACAAGGGAACUCUCAAGGCUCUGAGGCGCUUCGUCACCUCUUACACGCACCUGUCAUAUAACUACGCCGAUGGCCCUGGAGAUACCCCGGCUGCCAUGACCUGGACUAGCUCCAGCGACUUCAAGAGCUGGGACUUUAUCUGCCUCGAUGAGAACAGCGUUCCUGUCGCCAAGUUCUCUGCCAACGCUUGGGCCAUCAGCAAGGUUGGCUACAUCGAGUUCAUGGGCCCCAAGGCCAACAACCCCGACGCCCAGGAGGAGAUUAUGAUCACUGGUCUCACUCUGUUCUCUCAGAUGGUACUUCGUACAAGCAGUAUACUGUCUCUCUUUGGCGCCAUUUUCUCAAGACCCGGCCCGCUAGACAAGGAGGCAGCUGAGGGGUCCCGGAGGAGUGUGGAGGGAAAGGAAUGGGCGGAGCACCAGGAGCUAUCCUUUCCUAAGGAUAGCAAGUCAUAA